Quercus robur (English oak) is the source of this 1469-nucleotide messenger RNA. Its product is annotated as aluminum-activated malate transporter 7-like. Lineage: Eukaryota; Viridiplantae; Streptophyta; Magnoliopsida; Fagales; Fagaceae. Bases 60 to 1469 code for a protein of 469 amino acids. Gene Ontology annotation, biological process: malate transport. Gene Ontology annotation, cellular component: plant-type vacuole membrane. The transcript is spliced from 7 exons. The record is from RefSeq and is a predicted model, not a curated record.
AGAUUGGAAACCCCUCUCUCUCUCAACCAUUGCAAUCUUGCAUUUUUCAAUCCAUAGCAAUGAAUAUUGCUGCUCCAAGUAUUGAAAAUGCUGGACCUUUCACUCGUGCAUGUGGAUGGCACAAGCUAUUGCCAAAUAAGAUAGUCGAGAUGGCAAAGAAGAUUAAGAAACUGGGACAAGAUGGUCCACGGAGAAUUAUCCAUUCGCUAAAAGUAGGACAGGCUCUCACAUUGGUUUCCUUAUUCUACUACAUCCAACCACUCUAUGAUCGUAUUGGCGAAAAUUCAAUAUGGGCUGUCAUAACAGUCAUUCUUGUCUUUGAGUUUUCCGUUGGAGCAACUCUGGGAAAAGGCUUAAACAGGAUGCUAGCAACGUUGUCAGCUGGUGCUCUAGGUGUUGGAGUUCAUCACCUAGCAACUCUCUCUGGUGAGAAAGGAGAGCCCAUUGUACUUGGAUUCUUCGUCGCUAUGAUAGCUGCAACAGUAACAUUUGUGAGAUUCUUUCCCACAAUGAAGGCGAGGUAUGAUUAUGGGCUGCUCAUAUUCAUAUUGACUUUCUCUUUAGUAUCUGUUUCGGGUUACCGAGAAGAUAAGGUGCUACAUAUGACCCAUCAGAGGGUAACCACAAUCAUCAUGGAUAGCUUUAUCGCUAUAAUUACAUGCAUCUGUAUACGUCCCGUUUGGAUUGGAGAGGAACUUCAAAAUUUGAUAGCUAACAACAUUGAAAAACUUGAGAAUUUCUUAUAUGAGGAACUACUUAAGGAUGGUCUUGGACAAGACUUGGAAUUCUCAUCCAAUGGAAACUCAGUCAGCGUUUCCUCUGUUCCUCUGAAACUGAGAGUGUUUACAAUAGUGAUGUUUCACAACUUGUACCCCUUAUCCAGCACUAGGAUCUUGAAGUUCAAAGGAAUUCACCCAACAACAGAUGAAUCUCCUUGCACAAAACCGAGUCCAAUCAACAUGCGUACAUUCAACGCAAGCAUUGGUCAUAGUCGGAAGAGAGUUAAACUAGAAACUUCCACAUCUCACGGUGGUUUCAGCACAUUCUCCCUUGAUGAAAAACUCGACAACAUUGUGACAUCUGCUAAUCUAGCAAGAUGGGAAUUGUGGAACUAUUGUUUUGGGCUCUUUCAUCCUUGGAAACAAUAUGUUAAAAUUGGUACCCUAACUAGGCAAUGCGCCUACAAAAUUGAAGCUCUUAACAAUUACCUUAACUCUGAGAUUCAAACGCUCAAUGAGUUCGGACGCAAAAUUCAAGAGCCAAGCACAAAAAUCUGCUCAGAAUCUGGAAAAGCUCUUAGGGAAUUAGCAUCAGCAGUCAAAAAAAUGAACCAACCAACAUCAGUUAAUGCACACAUUGAAAACACAAAAACCGCUAUUGAAAACCUGAAAUUCAUGCUUGAUACAUACCAUUUGGAAGAUGCUAAUCUCCAAGAGAUCAUACCACAAACAGAUCUUACACAUCACUGA